Messenger RNA from Passer domesticus (house sparrow), 1755 nucleotides. RefSeq names its product serine/threonine-protein kinase pim-1-like. Bases 1 to 846 code for a protein of 281 amino acids. Gene Ontology annotation, cellular component: cytoplasm. The record is from RefSeq and is a predicted model, not a curated record. Lineage: Eukaryota; Metazoa; Chordata; Aves; Passeriformes; Passeridae. Gene Ontology annotation, biological process: protein autophosphorylation; negative regulation of apoptotic process. The transcript has 9 exons. Gene Ontology annotation, molecular function: protein serine/threonine kinase activity; ATP binding.
AUGGAGUACCCUUUGGAAGAAAGUAUGCCGCCCGCAGGGAAGGCGCAGGAGGCCCUGCAGCAGCGGUACCGCCUGGGUUCCCUGCUGGGGCGCGGCGGAUUCGGCAGCGUCUGGUCGGGGACGCGGCUCUCGGAUGGCGGCCCGGUGGCCAUCAAAAGGGUGCCACGGAAUCGCAUCCGGCACUGGAGCGAGCUGCCCGACGGCACCAGCGCUCCCCUGGAGGUUGUGCUGCAGGACAAGGUGUCCACUGGCUUCCCCGGUGUCAUCCAGCUGCUGGAGUGGCUUGAGCUCCCCAGCGACAUUGUCAUGGUGCUGGAGCGGCCAGAGAAGUCUCAGGACCUCCUGCAUUUCAUUCAAGCACGGGGGUUCCUGCGCGAGGAGGUGGCGCGGCAGCUGUUCCGCCAGGUGCUGGAGGCCGUGCGGCACUGCACCAGCUGCGGGGUCCUCCACAGGGAUAUCAAACCAGAGAACAUCCUGGUUGACCUGGCCACCGGGCAGGCAAAGCUGAUCGACUUUGGCUGUGGCACCUACCUGCAAGACACAGCCUACACUCACUUUGCAGGAACACCAUCAUACAGCCCCCCGGAAUGGACCCGCUUUGGCUGGUACCAUGGCGAGCCAGCUACCAUCUGGUCCCUGGGCAUCCUGCUGCACGAGAUGGUCUGUGGGAAGAUGCCUUUCAGGAGGGGCUGGAACUUCAGCUGGGGCCAGCUCUCGCUGCCACAACGGCUCUCUCCAGAGUGCCAAAAUCUGAUCGGGUGGUGUUUAUCCAUGCACUCCUUGGCCAGACCCUCAUUAGAAGAGGUGUUCUGUCAUCCUUGGAUGCAGGAUAUUCCUCUGCCAUAGAAGAAGGGAGAGAGCCACAGGCACACUUUGAUCCAGGGCCCUGGGAAGGAGAAAGAGCUCCCAGAGAAGCUGUACCAGGAGUGGGGCUGCUGCUGCAGGAGACAGCGAGGAUGACAUCAAGGAUGACAACCUCUCCCUGGACCUGGCCACCAGCAGUUGAAGAGGAAGCAUUCUAGGUGGUCCAGUCUGGAUUGGGAAAUGUUGGGACCAGCUGUGGCGUGGAUGGGCCGUGCCCUUGGAGCAGGCUGAGAACAUCGUUUGGGACCAGCUUUUCUUCCAGCCGUGGAUGGCGUGAGCCAGGCUCUGCAGAUGCUGAGGCUGCUCUGGGCUCUGCCAGGGCUCUGCUGGAGCUCAGCACGGGGCCAGAAUCAACCAAAGAAGAAAUGGUGUCACCUGCAGCACAGACUUGCUUGAGCAUUUUGGCAACACAGCUCAAGUUUGCAGAGUGUACGCCUCCAAGGGAAAACAUGACACCUCCCAAAAAUUAAACUUGUUCAAUACCUUCUGAAAUCAAAUCAAUCUGGGAUGACUCCAAAUGACAUUUUUCAGCUUUCUCAAGAUGUAGCUCAGCCCUUCUCUGAACAGUUCUCUCCCCCACCUGCCUUUUACUUCUCAACUGCUCCCUUUUUUCCCCCAGUGAAUUCCCAGCCCAUUGCAGUCUCCUUUACUUGCUGGCCUUCCGUGUUGCCCCUGACCACAAGGAAGGCCGAGCCCCAGGUUUAGGGACUCAUGCUGUCACUGGCUGAGGAGCAGCAAUGUCUCAGAGGUCCAGUGGGAUUUUAGUGUCAUUCAGAGCCACUCUCCAGCCCUCAGCUCUCCUCACUGCUGAGUUCCCACUCCCUUUCCUUCAUCCUUGCAGCAGGAUGAGCUCUGUGAAUCCCCUUGAGCCUCCCCACUCUUCCCAGCCCA